AUGCACAAUCACCUUGACAAGACUUGUUCGCCAUUCAUUGUGAAAAUUCUGUCACCACUUUCUCAUAAUUCUGACAAGGUCCAACAACAAGCAAAUUCCAACAACAACAACAACCAGACUUCAACAGGCAUUCUCGGAAUCGAUCAAGAAACCUAUUCCGAUUUAAUUCUUCUUUUGGAUGAACAAUUUCAAUAUGAACAUAAAUUCAAUGAACAUGCUCGAGAGCAUUUGGAGACAUUUCUGAAAGUGGUUUCAAAUUCCAAUAAUGAAUCGACACAUCAUCAAUUGUUGAAAAAUGAUUCUUUUUGGAUUUUCAUUGCUUAUCAUCAACAAGAGGGUGAUAAUGAUCAUCAUGGUGAGCACAAUGAAGAGAAACUGGCUCCUGAAACACACAAUCUUGACACUCAGAAAAGAAAAUUCAUUCCUGCAGGUUUUUUAACUCUUGUGUGGCUUCCUAAAUUAAAUUCCAAAAUUGGAUAUACCUACGUCGAUGAAUUAUUUGUGAGAGAAAAAUUCAGACGAAUGCAUGUUGGAUCUCUGUUGUUAAAGGAAGCUAAAGAAUGGACUCAAAGCUUGCAUUUGGCAGGUGUUCGAUUAUUGGUUCGAACAGAAAACGAAGCUGCUCAGAAACUCUAUGAAAGAAAUGGUUUUGAUUUGAGUGAAACUCUUUUUGGGCAGUGGUGUCGUCACUCGACGAGUUCCAAUCAAUGA
Naegleria fowleri is the source of this 711-nucleotide messenger RNA. RefSeq lists its product as uncharacterized. The transcript has a single exon. NCBI's taxonomy places the organism in Eukaryota, Heterolobosea, Eutetramitea, Acrasida, Naegleriidae. Gene Ontology annotation, molecular function: acyltransferase activity, transferring groups other than amino-acyl groups. Bases 1 to 711 code for a protein of 236 amino acids. The record is from RefSeq and is a predicted model, not a curated record.